Molecule: messenger RNA, 852 nt
Organism: Hordeum vulgare subsp. vulgare (domesticated barley)
Lineage: Eukaryota; Viridiplantae; Streptophyta; Magnoliopsida; Poales; Poaceae
Exons: 5
Coding region: 132-689 (185 amino acids)
Source: RefSeq, a predicted model, not a curated record
AGACCAGCGACUGCGUAUCAAACCCAUUAAGCUACGCGAGAAUGGCGUCUCCUGGGGCGUUCCACGUCGGCAGCAAGAGAGGAUCGAUGUACUGUACAUUGGAUGGAUGUCCAGGAAAAAAAUAAAGUUAGAUGCCAAGAAAAAACAAAGGGUGGCCCACCACCUCUCGUCAUCCCUUCUCCUUUCUCUCCCACGCAACCUCACCUUUCCUCAGUUUUCCUUCCGUGUGUGCGCCACUAGGGUUUCCACCACCGCCGCCCCCAUCCCCGUCCCAUCAGCCCGUCCCAGUUCCUUCAGUCGCCGGCUAUCGGAGAAGGCGCCUUCCUCAGAUCCGGUUCUCCCUCAAACCUUCUCGUCUUCCCUUCCCACCCAUCCUCCAUGAUGGUUGGGAAGAGAGGGGGCGGGGAAAGGGAUGGCAUCGAGGUGUCGCUCGGGGGCGCGAGUUGCAUAGGUGCCGGUUGCGGAGGAGGGGCGCGUUCUUCAUGUUCAGGUCUGCAUCUGUGUUCCUGCCCAUCGUCUGCUGGGCAUGGGACCUGCUGGUUUGGGAGAAGUCUAAGCGUCAUUCUUUGUUGUGUAAAAAGAUCCUCUGCGGUUCAUACUUUGACCAACAUCUGAAGAUAGCAAAAGCAAGAAACCGUGCACAAAUUCACUGCCGAAUACCACUUCCAGGUCCUGCUAUAGCACAGUAAAGACUCCAUCUAUUUGAUAGCAAACUGAAGCCCCAGUGCAUAUUGGAUGGCUAAAGCAUGCUGAUAAUGUCAAAAGAGGCCGGGAUAGACCGAACUUGACAUGGGAAGAGUCCGUAAAGAGAGAUCUAAAGGAUUGGAGCAUCACCAAAGAACUAACCAUGGA